GACUGGGGAGCUGAGGAGGAGCAGGGAAAAACGUUAGAGUAGAAUGAGCUACACGAUGUGUAAUUAGGAUCAGAGAGCUGCUUGACAAAAGCUUUCUUCAGUACUGCAUGAUGGACAACCUGGACGGAGAUGAACUCUGCUACCAUCAGCUGCUCAACUUGUCCUGCAGAGGUUUGAGACGUUCUCACUCUGAGGUCGCCCUCCUCUACACACUGUUGUCCUCCAUCUCUGUGCUCACCGUAGCCCUCAACCUGUUGGUUAUCAUCUCCAUCUCCCACUUCAAGCAGCUCCACACCCCCACCAACGUCCUCCUCCUCUCCCUGGCCAUCUCAGACCUGCUGGUCGGGCUGCUGGUGAUGCCGGUGGAAACGGUGCGGUUCAUAGAAACCUGCUGGCUGUUGGGGGACCUCAUGUGUGCUCUGUCGUACAUUAUCGGUGCCAAUCUCAUCUCGGCCUCUGUGGGGAACAUGGUGCUUAUAUCGAUAGACCGUUUCGUAGCUAUUUGUUAUCCUCUGCAAUAUCCCAACAAAAUCACUCACAGCAGGGCUCAGGUGUCUGUAAGUCUGUGCUGGACCUGUUCGCUGCUGUACAACGGGCUGAUCUUAAAGGACCACCUGAGGCAGCCGGACAGAUACAACUCCUGCUACGGAGAGUGUUUGGUGGUGAUUGACUAUAUCUCUGGAACUGUAGACCUUGUUUUCACGUUUAUUGGCCCCUGCUCAGUCAUUGUCGUUCUGUACAUGAGAGUGUUUGCUGCAGCCGUGUCUCAGGCUCGAGCUAUGCAGUCUCAUAUUACAACUGUUGCAGGCAGUAUGGCAACAAUCACUGCAAAGAAAUCAGAGAAAAAAGCAGCCAGGACUCUUGGUGUUGUGAUAUUAGUGUUUUUGAUGACUUUCUGUCCUUAUUAUUAUCCUUCUGUAGCAGGACAAGACAUCUCAAACAGUGCUUCGUCCUGGGCCAUUGUGUCCUGGUUGAUGCUUUUCAACUCUUGUCUGAAUCCUCUGAUUUAUGCCUUUUUCUAUCCGUGGUUUAGAAAAGCCAUCAGGUAUACAGUCACCCUGAAGAUACUAGAGAAGGACUCCUCUCAGGCAAACAUACUUUAAAUUCAAUAUACACGUUUCAUGAUCCAUGAGAGAAAACAGCAAAAUGAAACUUCUGUUCAUAAGUGAUGCUAGCAUGUGUUAUAUGUUGCUGAAAAAAAUGUAUUUCACAUAGAAGCAUUAUUUCAUUUGUACCACUGUCUGUCACCAGCAUGUUAUUCAGCAAACAUUUAAUCCAGAGCUGUUCAGCUGAUCUGAAGGAAACUGAUCUGCAACGUGAUAAUCAAUUUAACAUGUAAGUCAUUUGUGAAACAGAUAAAACUGAACAUUGGAUGGUUUCAGCCUCUGAAAUGUGAAAAUGUUCUGCUUUUCUUCAACUUAAUCCUGAAUAUAGUAAGCUCAGUAUCUUUCAGCUUGAAACUGUUUCUCUUUAGGAAACUGAUAAUAUGUAUAUAAUUGAUAUCAGUGAUUAUCCACUAUUUCAGUCAUGAAAAUAUUUAUUGCUGAUAAAAUGUAGGAAGUAAUCAGUUUCUGCAAAAACAAAACAAAAAAAUACCACCUAGACAAUAUACAUCAUGCACUUUAAUUAAAAUAGGUUUAAUUCUUACCCUGUCUAAAGUUAAUUUUAUCAGUGGUUCAGGCUGGAUUUGUUUUCUCACAAUUUUACAAUGAUGCUCUAACAAAUGUUUGCAGAGAAUUUAGCAACAUAAAAACUGCAUUGUUGUGAAUUACCUAUUGUCUGAAUUGUUGUUUCUUUCUGACUGUGAGCAGAUGUUUUUUAUACACUGCGUGAACAUUUUGUAGCAUUUUAAUCCAAAUGCAUUUCAUCAUUAUGUCUGUGAAUCCGUGAUUUAUUCAUGUAAUUAUUUAGCAACACUAAUGUCCAUUUGUACCACUGUCUGUCACCAGAAUGUUAGUCAGAAAAAAUUUAAUCCAGAGCUGUUCAGCUGAUCUGAAGGAAACUGAUCUGCAACUUGAUAAUCAAUUUAACAUGUAAGUCAUUUGUGAAACAGCUACAACUGAACAUUGGAUUGUUUCAGCUUCUGAAAUGUGAAAAUGUUCCGCAUUCCUUCAACUUAAUAAUGAAUAUAGUAAGCUCAAUAUCUUGAUUUGUUUUGUCACAAUUUUACAAUGAUGUUCUAACAAAUGUUGCUGUCUCAGAGUUUCAUUUGUUAUAACAAUAACCUCAAAAAAUACAAGUAGAAACUGUCCUGUGAAAAACAGCAGGAACAACUGUCUAGAAAUAUUGUUUUACAGGUUUUCUUUCUGUGAAU
Molecule: messenger RNA, 2314 nt
Organism: Amphiprion ocellaris (clown anemonefish)
Lineage: Eukaryota; Metazoa; Chordata; Actinopteri; Pomacentridae
Product: trace amine-associated receptor 13c-like
Exons: 1
Coding region: 108-1103 (331 amino acids)
Biological process (GO): G protein-coupled receptor signaling pathway
Cellular component (GO): membrane
Molecular function (GO): trace-amine receptor activity
Source: RefSeq, a predicted model, not a curated record